AUGCCUCGCGCAUCGGGAUCGAGCAAGCGACAGUCAGGAGCCGCUCAUCGCGACACCAAGGAGAAUGGGCUCGUAGCCCCGGCAAAGCGAGUUACUGGCAGGAAGAGCCUCAAUCCUCCCGAGGGCCCUGCGAGGCCGGCCGACCAUGGCGCGGGCCACGCAGGGCCGCAGUUUGUGCUGCCCAACGGCGUCUCCAAGGCCGCCAUCGACUUCCACGACCGCUCCACCGAUGCUCGCAGGGCUUCCGUCGGCAACUACUCUGAGACGUCCACGUCCGAGUCGUGCACCUCCCAUAUAGGUUCCGGUUCUGCUGCCAAUGUCGACGGCGGUCAUCGCCAGAUCGACGUCAAUGCCCUCAAGAACGCAGACGUCCACCGCGAUUCCGGACCCAUCGACAUGGUGGCCACCGUCCUCAAGACGCUCCCUGUGCAGGACACGCUCGCCAUCCUCAUCAUCCUCAUGCAGCUCCCGACGCUUUCCCUCUCCAUCAUCUACGGCAUCUUUACCUGUCUGACCUUUGUUCCCCCCGUCACCACCAGCUCCGGCAUCAACCUCAACUUUGCCGAAAUCUUCGAUGGCCACUCCACCAUGCCCUCCCUCGUCACCGUUGUCUGCAUGGACUUCUUCUUCCUCCUCGUCUGGCUGUUUCUGUGGCAGCCGGUCCAGGACGCUAUCUUGGAUCUCGCCAAACCCAUCAUCGCCAUCACCCUCGGCGGCGGCACUACGUAUAGGAACGGCGGCUCCCGAGGCCUUACUACCUGCUUCAUCUGGAUCGUCAUCAACCAUGUCAUCCGCAGUACGAGAACCCACUGGUCCCGGCUUGCUAGGCACAUCCCCGAGGACUGGCAGGUGCCUUCUGCCCUGAGCAGCACGUUCGAAUCGACCUCCGUCAUGCACGAUAAGAGAAGUGCGUUUGCGUGGGUUCGGAGCGGACUGGCUAUUCAUAUCCUGACACAGGGACUCGUAAGAUAUAUUCGUGAGUGGUACUUGAGGAGGGAAAAGGCCAACGCAGCGUCCGGCCAGCAUGAUCCCGAAGCAGGGAAGCCCGUAGCAACCAUUUCCAUCAACGGCGAGAUUGCCCACGACACUGGCUUUAAUACCCCCGAUACGGAGACUGGAUGCCCCCCUCAACCGGCCGCCCCCGCCUCCACCAACAAGAAAAGAAGAAAGCAAAGCACGCAGGUCAGGCUGCAGCAGCCGCUAUGGGCUGCCCUGGCCAGCACAAAGAUUGUUGUCAUGAAGGAAUACGAGUCGUCCCACGUACCCUCGAAAUCGCUCGGCGUCAACACGACGGACAUUCACAACCUAGGAAACGCACCUUUCAAUACACAACCCAAGCAGAUAUGGAUCUCAUAUAUCGACGACGAACCGCCACUCCCCACCACCGCCAACGGACACGCAAUCACGCGGCCGGCCGGUGUCGAUACGUCCAAGCCCUUUUACGUCAAAGUGAACAACGCAUUCUGGCAACCCACACGCAUCUUUCCUGUUGUCGAAGCAGACGAUGGCGGUCGAGGCGGUACCCGUUGGACGGGAGACAUUUAUGGCCUCCGCCCAUCGUCCAAAUACGUCUGUGAGUUUGUGGAUAUCAGGACUGACAAGGUUGUCUUCUCCACAAGUAUCCGGACCAUCAAAGAACCCGCCAGAGAGAAUAGCAACGUGCCCGUCGCCGUGUCUGGCUCUCAGCAGUCACUACAACCCGAUUCCCCCGCCACUACUCUAAGCAUCUCCAUUGCAGCCGCAGAAGUCAGACUCAACGACGAGAAGAAUCGCCUCAAGACGUGGCGGAAAGAAUGGAAAUCGAGAAUCAACGCUCUCAAGAAGGAAAACGAGCUUACGGACAACCAACUAGCCUCGGCCGGCCACAGCGAUGACAAGUAUAGACAAAAGAUCCGCCAGCAAGAGACUCAGAAAGCACAGGCCGAACGCGAUACGGAAACUCAAGCCGAACAGCUCAAGAAGUUUGACGGUUCGCCAGAGCUAGCCGAGAACAAGAAGAAGAUGGAGCGAUCCUACUCGGGCGAGAAGAAGCUCUAUGAUGCAGCGCAGAAGAGUUUCCGCGAGUACAAGGCAACGCUGGAGAGCGAGGUCCAAUCCAAGGACAAUGAGAAGGGCAACCUCAAUACCAAGCGCAACAAGAUUGCCACUCGCAUUGCCAAGGUUGAAAACGAGCUCGCCAACAUCACCGAUGCAAACAACCGGGGUCUCAACGAGGUGGAGCGCCGGAAGCGUGAACGUGCAGGCUGGCAGGAGCAGAUUGUCAACUCGGACAAGUCGUUCAACGAUCAGCUGGGGCAGAGCUAUGCCAACAACAAUAUGAAGGCUGAGCAUCUCCGCAGCCUCCAGAACGAGUUGCAGACAGUUAGAAGCUACAUGAGCCAGGCCAACGGCUUGCCUGUUGACAUGGCCUCACUCGAGUCAGCCGUCCACGUUCCCUUUCAUUCGCCGCAGCCACAGCAACAGCAGUUGCCGCCGCAACAGCAGCCGCAAACUCCUUGGAAUCCCAAUCCCGCUGCUCCCGCGCAUUUCCCUGCCAGUGUCAACUACUGGGGAGGCGUAAAUGGCGAGAAUCACUCCUCCACGUCUCUCUCUCUGGGUCCUCCCGGCUUGGCAGCCUGGCAAUCCCCGCCCAUGACCUCUUUCGAGCUCCGCGGCGCCAAAUCGCGAGGUCGCAGCUCUAGUAUGCUCAGCGACGUUAGCGGUUUCACCCAGCCGAGCGAUGAGGAGCCUCGUUCUCCCGUCGGCAUGGGCAUCUCACGACGCCCCAUGUACACGAAGCGGUUCGGCGUGCACGACAGCAGACGGAGCACAGGCAGUGGUGGCAGCGGUGGUAGUGGUAGCAUGGGCGAUCCGUCCAGCCCGGCGUGA
Molecule: messenger RNA, 2868 nt
Organism: Trichoderma breve
Lineage: Eukaryota; Fungi; Ascomycota; Sordariomycetes; Hypocreales; Hypocreaceae
Exons: 2
Coding region: 1-2868 (955 amino acids)
Source: RefSeq, a predicted model, not a curated record